Messenger RNA from Oncorhynchus masou masou (cherry salmon), 2583 nucleotides. RefSeq names its product ariadne ubiquitin-conjugating enzyme E2 binding protein homolog 1 (Drosophila) (gene arih1). NCBI's taxonomy places the organism in Eukaryota, Metazoa, Chordata, Actinopteri, Salmoniformes, Salmonidae. The record is from RefSeq and is a predicted model, not a curated record. The transcript is spliced from 14 exons. Gene Ontology annotation, biological process: protein polyubiquitination; ubiquitin-dependent protein catabolic process; positive regulation of proteasomal ubiquitin-dependent protein catabolic process. Gene Ontology annotation, molecular function: zinc ion binding; ubiquitin protein ligase activity; ubiquitin conjugating enzyme binding. The coding region runs from base 226 to 1824 and encodes 532 amino acids. Gene Ontology annotation, cellular component: nucleus; ubiquitin ligase complex; cytoplasm.
CCCUAGUCAUCCAACUGACGUGCGUCACGACGCCGCGUCUCUUUGUGCGCGGUUUCAUCUAGCGGCGACAUUUGUUGUUAUUUUCACUACAACUGAACAAAAAUACAAGACCGACCGUGUGUGUUUUGUUGUUUUUUUGUUGUUUGGAGCCAUUCCAUAACAAGCAAACUGCCCCAUUCCAAGCAUCUACAUCGGUUUGUCACAUUCUCGAUUAUUAACCGAGUAAUGGACUCAGACGAAGGUUAUAACUAUGACUUCGACGAGGACGAAUGUAGCGAAGACAGCGGCGCAGAGGAACCGGGGGAAGACACCCUGGAGUUAGGCGAGGACGAGGUGGAACUGGUCGAUCCCGCCGAGGCCGGAGGGGAACGGGACGAAGGUUUGGAGACCGGGGGAAGUGGUCAUGGGACCGGGCAAGAGGAAGAGGACUACCGCUUCGAAGUGCUGACUGCCGAGCAGAUACUCCAGCAUAUGGUGGAGUGUAUCAGGGAGGUCAACGAGGUCAUCCAGAAUCCUGCAACAAUCACCAGGAUCCUUCUGAGUCACUUCAACUGGGACAGAGAGAAGCUCAUGGAAAGGUAUUUCGACGGUAAUGUGGAUAAGCUGUUCUCAGAGUGCCACGUCAUCAACCCCUGUAAGAAGUCGAGGACCAGACUGAUGAGCACAAGAUCCGCUGCCCAGGACCUGCCCUGUCAGAUCUGCUAUCUAAACUACCCAAACUCAUAUUUCACUGGCUUAGAGUGUGGACACAAGUUCUGUCUGCAAUGCUGGGGAGAUUACCUGACAACCAAAAUCAUCGAGGAGGGGAUGGGACAGACCAUCUCCUGCCCUGCCCAUAGUUGUGACAUCUUAGUGGAUGACAACACAGUCAUGCGCCUCAUAACAGACUCUAAAGUGAAGCUGAAGUACCAACAUUUAAUUACCAAUAGUUUUGUAGAGUGUAAUAGACUGUUGAAGUGGUGUCCUGCACCAGACUGCCAUCACGUCGUUAAAGUCCAGUACCCCGACGCCAAGCCGGUCAGGUGCAAGUGUGGUCGACAGUUCUGCUUCAACUGUGGGGAGAACUGGCACGAUCCUGUCAAGUGUAAGUGGCUGAGAAAGUGGAUUAAAAAGUGUGACGAUGACAGUGAAACAUCCAACUGGAUUGCAGCUAAUACCAAGGAGUGUCCAAAGUGUCACGUGACCAUCGAGAAGGACGGCGGCUGCAAUCACAUGGUGUGUCGGAACCAGAGCUGUAAAGCUGAGUUCUGUUGGGUCUGUCUGGGGCCCUGGGAGCCGCACGGCUCAGCAUGGUACAACUGCAACCGCUACAAUGAAGACGAUGCCAAGGCAGCCAGAGAUGCACAGGAGGCGUGUGCGUUACAGCGCUCCAGAGCAAUGUUACAGCGGUACCUGUUCUACUGCAAUCGUUACAUGAACCACAUGCAGUCGCUGCGCUUCGAGCACAAGCUGUACGCCGGGGUCAAGGCCAAGAUGGAGGAGAUGCAGCAGCACAACAUGUCCUGGAUCGAGGUGCAGUUCCUGAAGAAGGCCGUGGACGUGCUGUGUCAGUGUCGCUCCACUCUCAUGUUCACCUACGUCUUCGCCUUCUACCUGAAGAAGAACAACCAGUCCAUCAUCUUUGAGAACAACCAGGCGGACCUGGAGAACUGCACGGAGACGUUGUCAGGAUACCUGGAGAGGGACAUCUCCCAGGAUUCCUUGCAGGAUAUCAAGCAAAAAGUACAAGAUAAAUACAGAUAUUGUGAGAGCCGGCGGAGGGUGCUGCUACAACAUGUUCAUGAAGGCUAUGAAAAGGACCAAUGGGAGUACAUAGAGGAUUAAGAAGGACCAAUGGGAGUACAUAGAGGAUUAAGAAGGACCAAUGGGAGUACAUUGGCCUCUCCUCAUGGACCAUCUCUAGAGAGAAUAUAUUUUCUUUGCCCCCCCCCCCCCCCAUCCCCCCUCUCUCCUCAUGGACCAUCUCUAGAGAAUAUUUGUUCUUAGUCCUUGGGGAGAGGAUAUCUGUGUUCUGUAAGUGUUUCUCUCUACUGUCUCUACCCUCUCCACACCAUCUCUGAGUAUCUCUUCUCGAGAGAAUAGAAUAUCUCUCUCUUCUAACUUCUGCACAUCACCAUGGACUAUCUCAUAGUUUAGAGAAUAUCUCCUGGGACACCACCCACCAUUACAUCCUACUCACCUCCCUGGUUGAAUGGAAACUGUCAAAGGAAAUCAUCAAUAAGAGGUAGAAUAUUAAAACAGUGUUGAAGAAGAAGACUGACCAUUCAAGAGUGGAUCGAUUUCUGGUCCCAGUCCAUCCCUCCUGGCCGGUGUUACUGAACUGCAUCAGAUUUCACAUCGAAAAUCAGCUAGAACAGCUGCUGCACAUAGAGCUGUGACAUCUAGAACAGCUGCUGCAGUUAAGUCUGAAGGUGACAGCAAAGUGGCCAUCGUUCAAAACCAAUCCUUUUUUUUUUCUUCGCCCCAGGCGUUUGGCAAAUUUCGGACUCGUUCUCGCCCCCGAAAUGCUUAUGUGUUGACACAAUUAUUAAGAAAGUAUAAUUAAAAUGAUAUGUUUGAUUUUAAUAAAUGUCAUUACUGGGA